UCUUUUCCCCACCUAUCUUUCACAUAAAUUCAAUUAAAUCUCUAACCGACUCUUUUCAACCACUACUACACACUACAAAGACAAAAAAAAAAACACAAAUCAAAUCAUAGUAUACUCAUUACAAAACAGACAACUUAGGUAUGAUGAGAUUGAGAACUUCAUUUCUCUUUAUCUCUUUCUUCAUCUUAAGUUUAGGAUUCUUAGAAGCUCAAAAGGUUCCUGCUGUUUAUGUGUUUGGUGACUCACUUGUUGAUGUUGGAAACAAUAAUUACUUGAAUGAUACCUUUGCAAAAGCUAUUUUUCCUUACUAUGGUAUUGAUUUUCCAACUAAGAAACCUGCUGGGAGAUUUUGCAAUGGCAAGAAUGCUGCUGAUUUGAUUGCUGAAAAAGUAGGCCUUGCAACUUCACCACCAUACCUCUCUCUAGCAUCUUCUAAGGUAAAAAACAAGAAUGUAUCCUUCUUGAGUGGUGUUAACUUUGCCUCUGGUGGUGCUGGAAUAUUUAAAGGCAUAGAUCCAAAUUAUAUGCGAUCAAUACAUUUAACAGAGCAAGUGGACUACUAUUCACAAAUGUAUGAAGAAUCGACAAAACAAAUAGAAGUAUCAACACUUCAGAAACACCUCUCAGAAUCCAUCUUCUUUGUUGUGAUUGGCAACAAUGAUAUCUUUGAUUACUUCAAUUCAAAGGAUCUUCAAAAGAAAAACACCCCACAACAGUUUGUCAAAUCCAUGGCUUCUUCACUAAAAGUGCAACUACAGAGAUUAUACAAAAAAGGUGCAAGGAGAUUCGAGAUUGCUGGCGUGGCUGCAAUCGGAUGUUGUCCUACAUUGAGGCUUAAGAACAAAACAGAAUGCUUUUCAGAAGCCAACUUAUUGUCUGUUAAUUAUAAUGAAAACCUUCACUCCAUGUUAAAGAAAUGGCAAUUAGAGAGCAAGAACUUAAGUUACUCAUACUUCGACACUUAUGCUGCCAUCCAAGACCUCAUUCAGAAUCCAACUUCUCAUGGAUUUGUAGAUGUGAAAGCUGCAUGUUGUGGAAUUGGUGAACUGAAUGCUGAAGUUCCAUGUCUACCAAGUGCAAACAUUUGUACCAAUAGACAAGACCAUAUCUUUUGGGAUUCAGUCCAUCCUACUGAGGCAGUAACUCGCAUAAUUGUCGAUAGACUUUAUAAUGGACCGUCACAAUACACAUCUCCUGUUAAUAUGAAAGAGCUACUUCAUGUAUCAAUUGCCAAAUCACUUAGUCCCUUUACAUUUUUCAUUUUAUUGAGUUUGUUGGUUACUUGUUAUCAAACAAAAACAAAUUAGAAGAAGGAUAAGAAUUACCAAGAGAAAAGUGUAGCAGAAGAUAUAUGUUAAUCAACAGAAAUAUAGAAUCAGAUGAUUGUAAAUGAAUAUAUGAUCAUUUAUUCAUUUUCAUCAUCUUUUUCAAUCAAAUUCAAUUUGUUUCUUAAUAUGAAGCUUUAUGAGUAUUGCAGUUA
Molecule: messenger RNA, 1480 nt
Organism: Medicago truncatula (barrel medic)
Lineage: Eukaryota; Viridiplantae; Streptophyta; Magnoliopsida; Fabales; Fabaceae
Product: GDSL esterase/lipase At5g55050
Exons: 5
Coding region: 141-1307 (388 amino acids)
Molecular function (GO): hydrolase activity, acting on ester bonds
Source: RefSeq, a predicted model, not a curated record